Molecule: messenger RNA, 534 nt
Organism: Trichobilharzia szidati
Lineage: Eukaryota; Metazoa; Platyhelminthes; Trematoda; Strigeidida; Schistosomatidae
Source: the annotation of a GenBank genome assembly
UUUACAUAUACUUAGAGUGAUAAAUUCUUAAUUUCUGCAGAGAACAUUACAUUGACAAUAAAAUGGAGAAAUUUGUUAACCGUCUUAUGGUAUACUUUUUCCUUGUUUUUGCAACAGUAUUAUUGGAAGUCAGUGAAGGAUAUAACGAGGAAGCAUUAUAUAAUGACAGGCCUUAUAAACGUUGGUCGCCUGUGAAAGAAUAUCAUUAUGGUGAACCAGUUGAAAUUAAAAGGAGUCUACCCAGUAAACGUUGGUCCCCUGUCAAAGAGUAUCAUUACGAUGGACCAAUUGAAAUAAAAAGAGGAAUUAGUCGUCAAUUUAAACGUUGGUCCCCUGUCAAAGAGUUCCAUUAUGGCGAACCAAUUGAGAUAUAACAGUGAACAUCAUAUUAUGGAACAGAUUCAUCAUUAUUCUCUCUAUGAAUUCUGGUUUCCAGUAAUUCUUCAAAUAUCAUAAUCACACCAAAAACAAGUGAACAAAGAUUUCUUUUGCCAAUUAAAGUUUUCAAAUGAAUUUGCGUCUAUAAUUUUCCUU